This is a messenger RNA of Podospora pseudocomata, 832 nucleotides long. RefSeq lists its product as uncharacterized. Gene Ontology annotation, cellular component: signal recognition particle, endoplasmic reticulum targeting. The transcript is spliced from 3 exons. NCBI's taxonomy places the organism in Eukaryota, Fungi, Ascomycota, Sordariomycetes, Sordariales, Podosporaceae. The record is from RefSeq and is a predicted model, not a curated record. Gene Ontology annotation, biological process: SRP-dependent cotranslational protein targeting to membrane. Bases 226 to 633 code for a protein of 135 amino acids. Gene Ontology annotation, molecular function: endoplasmic reticulum signal sequence receptor activity; 7S RNA binding.
GGGGACCCCACAGUAUCAGCCUGGGCAAUCCCGCCAGUCUCCAUCAACGGGCAACGACAACGUACUGGCGGGGCUAUCACACACCCACACUCACACUACAACCCCAAGUAACAUCUCUAUUUUCAGUCAUCGCACACUUGACUCGCGGGCGUGUUGAGAGGAACGGGUCUCAUAAACACACAACCAUCUCUCACCAGGGCACUCACCCCCAACCCACCACCCAAAAUGAGCAAACACCUAUCCCAAGACGAGUUCUUCACCGCCCUCACAGCCCUCUUCACAACCCAAAAACAAUCCCAAAAGGGCACCAUCCUCCUCACCCAAAAACGCUACUCCUACGACGAAUCAGCAAAAGAAACCCUAUCAGAACAAGAACAUGAAGAAACCCUCACCACCACCACCCUCCCCCAAGCCCCAAUCCUAAUCCGCGCCUCCAACUCCAAGCCAAAAGAGGCCCGCAACGAGGGCAAAAAAGUCAAGCUCUCCACCAUCGUCCAGCCCGACGACCUCGACUCCUUCUACGCCCGGUACGCCGACGUCUGCAAGGCGGGCAUGAGCGGGCUCAAGCCGAGGGACAGGACCAAGCGCAAGGCCAAGGAGAAGGCGAGGAGGAAGAUGAAGACUCAGGCAUAGAAGAAAAGUGAGCCCUAUUGUGCUGUAUCUAAAUCUGUCUGAGCCAGCCAGCCAGCCGAGAGCUGAAAAAAAAGAUAUCCAUGUGUUGCGGAUUAUUAAACAGCUUAAUUUGAUAACUGGGAUAUAUAGAUUACCUAGUCACAUCUCUGCUUUGAUGAAGAGGAUAUGGACGGACUCGAUGGGUUAGUCACAAUGGCGU